Messenger RNA from Colletotrichum chrysophilum, 1320 nucleotides. RefSeq lists its product as uncharacterized. NCBI's taxonomy places the organism in Eukaryota, Fungi, Ascomycota, Sordariomycetes, Glomerellales, Glomerellaceae. The transcript has 2 exons. The record is from RefSeq and is a predicted model, not a curated record. The coding region runs from base 1 to 1320 and encodes 439 amino acids.
AUGUCCCUCCCGUCGGGCUUAUUCGAUAAUGAAGACGAAGACAGCAACACCCUGUCUCUAGGGGAGAAGGGGAAUACACCGUUCUACGAAACGACAACGAGGCCUGAACGGGACGAGGGCACCGGUGUCAAGAGCCCAACCAUCGCGGUUGAUACAGGUACACUUGGAUCGGUCGACAGGGUGAUCAUGGCUUGGGACAAUCCCCAUGACGUGAAGUGGAAUAUUGACAGCAACUACGUCACGGUCGUCAACGCAACAUGGCAGGGCCGCCAGGGUGACGAUAAAGGUCCUGUCGGAACGAUCAAAUUUGUCCAAAACCCAAAUGUGUCGUCCGGUAUGCCACGCGUAGGCUUGUUUGCCUCAUCGCGUGACGUCCACACCAAGCGCGAAUCCCCAGAAUUCUCUGCCUACCUGAAGAAAGAGAUGUAUCUCGUUCUCGGAUGGUCCAAAAACGAUGGCACCGGCACUGGAUAUACCCAGAGCGGUGUUUUCACAGUGUACAAUGGCUCAAAGAUUGAUCAGGGGUAUGCGGAGACUAAGGAAAACAUCUUGUCCAAGAUUACCAGCGACGCAGAAUCUGCCGGCCAGGAUAUUGACCGUGGUUCUGAAUGGGCUCCGAGGACAACCACCGGUGUGAGCUCUUCGAUUACGUCGACUUCCACCGCAACACCCGCUCCCUCAUCGACGACUCCUCCAGGUGCAGGCUCAUCAAACUCAAGCUCGAGUUCUGGAGGCGGUGGUGGUCUCUCCGCCGGUGCCAUAGCCGGCAUCGUAAUCGGCUCAAUUCUCGGCGUCGCUCUGAUUGCAUUCCUGCUCUGGUUCCUCCUCCGUCGCCGCCGCCGCGCAAACAAUGUUCACAAUGGAGGAUACGGCUCCGGCCCCCACGAGUUCCUCGCCGACAAGGAGAAUCACGCGCGCGUCACCGAAUCCCCUCAUUCCCCGUACUCAGACGACGGUCAUCAGCAACAAGAAAUGCAGCAAUCGCAGCGCCACCUCACCGAGCCCGAGCAUGACGCGGCAGUACCAGCAGCCGCCGCAGCAGCAGUUCCCCUUGCCUCCGGCACAAGCCCGACAGAACGCCGUUCGUUUGCGCCGCCGUACAGCGAGGAGGAGCACACGCCAAUCGCCUCACGCUCACUCGAAAACGUCAACCGCGACGGAGCUAGAUCGUCCACUCCCAACGUCAACUCCAACGUCUCACAUCUCAUCGAAGACGGCAUGACAGAAGAUGAGAUCAGGCGGUUGGAAGAGGAAGAGCGAGCGCUGGACGCGGCGAUUGAGCAAGCUGGCCAGGGCGGCGGUCAGGGGCAGCGCCGGUAG